AUUACUUUUAAAUUUUAGGAAAAAUCAAGAUGGAGAACAUGGGAGAAGAAGAAGGCAAAAAUAAAUACCUGCUAGGAGGGGGAGAGAAAAGAAGAAGAAAAGAAGAAAGAAACGAAGAAAAGAAGAAAAGAAGAAGAGAAAGCACGAAUACUUACCAUCUAGGAGGGGGGGAGAAAGGAGAGUGGACACCUGCUGAAGCUUCAGACUGGUUUGCUAAGCAAUAUCUUCCAGAUCUUAGCGCAGUCAGUGUCAAAUUUCCGGAAGAAUGGUUGUAUAGUGGUUGUUCUAUCCAAACCCCUGAUUUACCUCCUGCUCAGUUAGCUAAACAAAUGUAUGAAACUGUGGAAUUGGGAGAGAAGGGCAAAGUUGACAGCUUCAUGGGGAAUAAAAAAGGUGACAUUGCUGAAAAUGAAAUGUAUAAGUACUUGAGAAGAAUUCCUGAAACAUCAAGAACAGCUCUCUUUGUUAACUAUGACGUCAGCAUGUUCCAAAGGUUUACAGGUAAACCUCAUCAGGAUCAAGAAUUCGAUAUAGUCUUAGUCUUUGGUGAGCUAAGAAAAUGGCUUACAAUUGAAGUUAAAGCUGGACAAAA
Molecule: messenger RNA, 592 nt
Organism: Eurytemora carolleeae
Lineage: Eukaryota; Metazoa; Arthropoda; Copepoda; Calanoida; Temoridae
Source: RefSeq, a predicted model, not a curated record